This is a messenger RNA of Musca vetustissima, 324 nucleotides long. Its product is annotated as transcription initiation factor IIA subunit 2. Gene Ontology annotation, molecular function: TBP-class protein binding; RNA polymerase II general transcription initiation factor activity. Bases 1 to 324 code for a protein of 107 amino acids. Gene Ontology annotation, cellular component: transcription factor TFIIA complex. The transcript is spliced from 2 exons. NCBI's taxonomy places the organism in Eukaryota, Metazoa, Arthropoda, Insecta, Diptera, Muscidae. Gene Ontology annotation, biological process: RNA polymerase II preinitiation complex assembly; transcription initiation at RNA polymerase II promoter. The record is from RefSeq and is a predicted model, not a curated record.
AUGUCCUAUCAAUUGUAUCGUAAUACCACAUUGGGCAAUACCCUGCAGGAGAGUUUGGAUGAAUUGAUUCAGUAUGGCCAAAUUACCCCCGCCUUGGCCUUUAAGGUCCUGCUGCAAUUCGACAAAUGCAUCAACAAUGCCCUCAGCCAGCGUGUCAAGGCCCGUGUCACCUUCAAGGCCAACAAACUGAACACCUAUCGCUUUUGUGACAACGUCUGGACAUUGAUGUUGAACGAGGUUGAAUUUCGAGAAGUCCAUGAAUUUGCCAAAGUGGACAAAGUGAAAAUUGUGGCCUGUGAUGGUAAAAGUGGCGAAUUCAAUUGA